UCAAAAACCAGUUUGUUAAAUCACAAUUAAUUAACUAGGUUUUUGAUGGCCAAAACGACGCUGCUUUCUGUUCUCUACCCAUUGCUGCUAGCUGCAUUCUUGCUGCAUUGCCAUGGCGAGGACAAGAAGGUUCACAUUGUUUACAUGGGAAACUUGCCUCGGGGAGAUUUUUCAGCUCAAUCCACUCACCAUUCCAUGUUAGAACGUGUACUUGGAAGUACUUCAUCAGUCAAAGAAUCGUUAAUUUAUAGUUAUGGGAGGAGUUUCAAUGGAUUUGCAGCUAAGUUAUCGGAUGAAGAAGUCGAAAGACUCUCAGAAAUGGAUGGUGUGAUCUCCGUGAUUCCAAACCACAUACUGAAGAUUCACACGACAAGGUCAUGGGACUUCAUGGGUUUCUCCAAAUCAAAGCUUUCUGGAGCUCAGCAAGGAAAUGUCAUUAUUGGUCUUCUGGACACAGGAGUAUGGCCAGAAUCUGAGAGCUUCUCCGAUACAGGAAUGGGUCCUCCACCAUCCAAAUGGAAAGGAACAUGCCAAGGAGAAGGCAACUUCACCUGUAACAAUAAGAUCAUUGGAGCCAGGUACUACAACAGUGAGAACUGGUACUUCGAUACAGACUUCAAGUCCCCUAGAGACUCCGAGGGACACGGAACCCAUACAGCUUCAACCGCAGCAGGGCGCAAGGUGGAAGGAGCAAGCUACUUUGGUCUAGCUGAAGGAGUUGCGAGAGGUGGAGUUCCAUAUGCAAGGAUUGCAGUGUACAAAGUUUGUUGGUCAUUUGGAUGUGCUACUGCAGAUAUUCUUGCAGCAUUUGAUGAUGCCAUAGCUGAUGGUGUUGACAUUUUAUCAGUGUCCCUUGGAUCUCCCUGGCCAUUUCCAUAUAUGGAGGACCCAAUUGCUAUUGGUUCCUUCCAUGCCAUGAGAUAUGGUAUAUUGACUUCAAAUUCUGCUGGCAAUUCUGGACCCUAUCCUUAUUCAGUCUCCAAUUUCGCACCUUGGACUCUUACUGUUGCUGCCAGCACCAUUGACAGGAAAUUCAUUGCCAGCGUUGUGCUUGGAAAUGGAAAAGUCUUCAAUGGGCUAUCCAUUAAUAACUUUGCGCUCAACGGGACAUAUCCAUUGGUUUGGGGAGGAGAUGCAGCAAACUACUCUGCAGGUGCUGAUCCUGAAAUUGCAAGUUAUUGCUUGCCUGGUUCCCUGAAUUCAUACGUAGUACAAGGAAAGAUUGUUUUUUGUGAAACUGUCUGGGAUGGUUCUGGCAUUUUAAUUGCUAAUGGUGUGGGUGCCAUAAUGGCCGAUUCUGAGUAUAGCAAAGAUUUUGCUUUUAGUUAUCCUUUACCAGCAACAGUGAUCAGCACAGAAGAUGGCCAGCAAAUUUUGGAUUACAUCAGAUCUACACAGGAUCCAAUUGCAACUAUUCUGGUUGGUGAGACUUGGAAGGAUAUCAUGGCACCUUCCGUUGUGUCAUUCUCUUCCAGAGGACCCAACCCCAUCAGCCCAGACAUUCUCAAGCCUGAUUUAACAGCCCCUGGUGUGGACAUCCUUGCUGCCUGGUCUCCAGUUUCACCACCUUCCAUCUAUUGGAUGGAUUCCAGGAGUGUAAACUUCAACAUAAUCUCCGGUACAUCCAUGUCUUGCCCGCAUGCUAGUGCUGCUGCCGCUUACGUGAAGGCCGCUCACCCUGACUGGUCUCCUGCUGCCGUUAAAUCCGCCCUCAUGACCACAGCUUAUAUAAUGGACUCGAGGAAGCACCCAGAUCUUGAAUUUGCUUAUGGGUCUGGUCACAUCAAUCCACUAGACGCAACAGACCCUGGACUUAUAUAUGAUGCAUCUGAAGCAGAUUACAUUAACUUCCUAUGCAAACAGGGCUACAACACUACCACCUUAAGACUGAUCACCGGAGACAAUAGCAGCGUUUGCAGCAGCACAGUGCCUGGAAGAGCCUGGGAUCUUAAUUACCCGGCUUUCUCCCUUGCCAUUGAAGAUGGGCAGCCAAUUCAGGGAAUCUUUACAAGGAAAGUUACAAAUGUUGGGAAACCAAAUUCAACCUACAUUGUGAGCAUUUACAUGCCAAGCAAUGUUAGUGUAACAGUGGAGCCUUCUGUCCUCUCAUUCUCUGCCAUUGGAGAGACAAAAACAUUCACAUUGAAGGUGUAUGGUCCAAAGAUUGCACAGCAGCCAAUCAUGUCAGGUGCAAUCAUGUGGAGAGAUGGGACGUACGUGGUGAGAAGCCCAUUGGUUGUAUAUAACAUACUGCCUGGUGCUACUUAUUCUUCUCCCUACUCCAUGGCCAAGCCACAGAAAACACCCAAAUUUGAAGGUUCUUCAGUGUAUCACAAGAAUGGCAUCCUGGGACACGAGUAAUUUGGAAAACAAAAUCAUUUUUGUAUUUGAAAUGGCAUGCCAAAUUAUGCAGUGCCAUGCAAUUACAAGGUUGAAAUAAAACAGAAAUAAGACGCAAUCUCUCAAUCGCCAAAGGGAGAGAUUCUCCAAUUUCAAAUAGUUUUAGUUAUUUAAUUUUGCUCAGUGGCAUUUGUCUUGUUUAUU
Molecule: messenger RNA, 2544 nt
Organism: Manihot esculenta (cassava)
Lineage: Eukaryota; Viridiplantae; Streptophyta; Magnoliopsida; Malpighiales; Euphorbiaceae
Product: cucumisin
Exons: 10
Coding region: 46-2361 (771 amino acids)
Biological process (GO): proteolysis
Molecular function (GO): serine-type endopeptidase activity
Source: RefSeq, a predicted model, not a curated record